Piliocolobus tephrosceles (Ugandan red Colobus) is the source of this 1308-nucleotide messenger RNA. It is a transcript of the gene GYG2, whose product is annotated as glycogenin 2. The record is from RefSeq and is a predicted model, not a curated record. The annotation marks the transcript as partial. The transcript is spliced from 10 exons. Gene Ontology annotation, molecular function: glycosyltransferase activity. Lineage: Eukaryota; Metazoa; Chordata; Mammalia; Primates; Cercopithecidae.
GAGACAGAGUUUCACCAUGUUGCCCAAGCUGGUCUCAAACUCCUGAGGUCAAGCAAUUCACCCGCCUCAGCCUCCCAAAGUGCUGGGAUGACAGUGACUGAUCAGGCUUUUGUCACACUGGCCACCAAUGACAUCUACUGCCAGGGCGCCCUGGUCCUGGGGCAGUCACUGAGGAGACACAGGCUGACGAGGAAGCUGGUGGUGCUGAUCACUCCUCAGGUGUCCAGCCUGCUCAGGGUCAUCCUCUCGAAGGUGUUCGAUGAAGUCAUUGAAGUGAAUCUAAUCGAUAGUGCAGACUACAUCCACCUGGCCUUUCUGAAGAGACCAGAGCUCGGGCUUACCCUCACCAAGCUCCACUGUUGGACUCUCACUCACUACAGCAAGUGUGUCUUCCUGGAUGCGGACACUCUGGUGCUGUCCAAUGUCGAUGAGCUGUUCGACAGGGGAGAGUUUUCUGCGGCCCCGGACCCCGGAUGGCCGGAUUGCUUCAAUAGCGGGGUGUUUGUCUUCCAGCCUUCCCUCCACACGCAUAAACUCCUGCUGCAGCACGCCAUGGAACACGGCAGCUUUGACGGGGCGGACCAAGGCUUACUGAAUAGUUUCUUCAGGAACUGGUCAACAGCAGACAUCCACAAGCACCUGCCGUUCAUCUAUAACUUGAGUAGCAACACGAUGUACACUUACAGCCCUGCCUUCAAGCAAUUCGGUUCCAGUGCAAAGGUCGUACACUUUUUGGGGUCCACGAAACCUUGGAACUACAAAUACAAUCCACAGAGUGGCUCGGUGUUGGAGCAGGGCUCAGCGUCCAGUAGCCAGCACCAGGUGGUGUUCCUUCAUCUCUGGUGGACGAUCUACCAGAACAACGUGUUGCCCCUUUAUAAAAGUGUCCAAGCGGGGGGAACACACGCAUCUCUCGGUCACACAUCACAAAAUAUGAUAGAUUGUCCUGCAAUUGAGACUCCUGCCAUGAUAACGUGUGACCCACUGUCCCAGCCUUCCCCUCAGCUUGCAGACUUCACAGAGACUGAACCCACCUUGCAGCCAGCAAAUAAAGUCGAAAGUGUCCCAUCCGAGGAAACCUUUGAACCAAGCCAGGAACUCCCUGCUGAGGCCAUCAGGGACCCCAGUCUGCAGGAUGCACUGGAGGUCGACCUGGCUGUCUCUGUUUCCCAGAUCUCGAUCGAAGAGAAGGUGAAGGAAUUGAGCCCAGAGGAAGAGAGGAGGAAGUGGGAGGAAGGCCGUAUCGACUACAUGGGGAAGGACGCGUUUGCCCGCAUCCAGGAGAAGCUGGACCGGUUCCUGCAGUAA